Drepanopeziza brunnea f. sp. 'multigermtubi' MB_m1 is the source of this 1896-nucleotide messenger RNA. RefSeq lists its product as uncharacterized. Gene Ontology annotation, molecular function: protoporphyrinogen oxidase activity, oxygen as acceptor. Gene Ontology annotation, biological process: porphyrin-containing compound biosynthetic process. NCBI's taxonomy places the organism in Eukaryota, Fungi, Ascomycota, Leotiomycetes, Helotiales, Drepanopezizaceae. The record is from RefSeq and is a predicted model, not a curated record.
AUGCCUCUCCAUUUCCCCCAAUUGCCCGAACAUGUCAUGGUGACUCUCCUCCGCCAAUGCUACGCCAGGCCCCAAUGCCAGGCCCUGUGCCGGCAAACACUUGCUUUGAAUAGCUCGAGAUCCCUCUCUACACUCCGCCCUCAACUGCGCCCACGGCACCGACGACUGCGGCCAUGGGCUUCCAUACACACCCAAUCUUCUCACGAAGCCCAAUUCCCUCUGCCAACGAGCUUCUCCAGCACGAGUCCUGCAGUUUUGGAGGGUGAUAUUCCAGGAAGAGGGCGAAAGGCAGAGCCAGCGCAAAUCGCCGUCCUGGGAGGCGGCAUCACCGGCCUUGCAAGUGCGCACUACCUCACGAAAGAGAACCCGAAUGCAAAGAUCACAAUAUAUGAGAGCAGCGAGAGGCUGGGUGGGUGGUUAAAGAGUGAGGUGCUCGAGGUGGAGGUGGAGGGUAAGAGGGAGAAGGUGCUGUUUGAGAGUGGGCCGAGGACUUUGAGGCCGCAUACGCCCGCUGGGAUGGUAGUGCUUGAAUUGAUUCAAGAGUUGGGGCUCGAGAAAGAGAUGCUCAUUACGCAGACCACCUCCCUUGCGCAUCAAAAUCGCUUCGUGUACUACCCCGAUCACCUCGUUCGAAUGCCCGGCCCAGGCCAGGAUGUAUUUGAUAUGUCCUGGAGACUGCUCACGGAGCCCGUAUUCCAAGACCUCGCGUGGGGCGCUCUCUGGGAGUUCAACGUAGAAUGUCGACCCCGCGAGCUGGAAGAUGAAUCUGUGGGUGACUUUCUCGCCAGACGACUGGGUAGUGAGAAGCCCGGCAAUAAUAUUGUAAGCGCAGUGCUGCACGGCAUUUACGCAGGGGAUAUCUAUCAGUUGAGCGCUAAGAGCUUAUUGCCGCUGCAGUGGGCAAUGGAGGGAUGGCGAGGCAGCUUGAGUAAGGCCAUAAUAGCCAGAAGCGCUGAAAGUUUGGAGUUGAUGUCCAAAAAGGAUAUUGAUCUUAGGUGUGAUGUAAUGCCGAAGAUCAAUGUCUCGAUGUUGGAUGCCCUGAAGACGGCGAGUGUAUACUCGUUCAAGGAGGGCAUCGGCUCCCUAUCAGAGGCACUGGUCAAGUCUCUAGAGGCAAAUCCCAACGUCGAUUUCAAACUCGGUGCUGGUGUCACCGCUGUGGAGUUCGACGGCGAGAGUGAAAGUGUCACGAUCUCAACAUCAUCCCGCGACUCGUCCCCAGCAAAAUACACCAAAGCAAUCUCCACCCUCUCCAGCCGCGUCCUCUCGACACUCACUUCCACCCCCAUGCCCACCCUAGCCCAAACCCACUCGGUCACAGUCAUGGUCGUGAACUUGUACUACCCCGAUCCACACAUCCUACCCGAACGCGGCUUCGGCUACCUCAUCCCGCGCUCCGUUCCCUUCGAGCAAAACCCCGAGUGCGCCCUCGGCGUGGUCUUCGACUCCGACGCCGUGCAAGGGCAAGACACUGCUUCCGGCACCAAAGUCACUGUCAUGCUAGGCGGGCACUGGUGGGACUCAUUUUCAACCUACCCAGACGAGGAAGAAGGUGUGAACAUGGCAAGAGCAGUGCUACAUCGCCAUUUGAAGAUCACGGGGAAGCCGGUGGCGACGAGGGUCAGUCUGCAGAGGGAGUGUAUUCCGCAGUACACCGUGGGUCAUGAGAAGAGGUUGAGGGAGGCGCAUUUGGACCUCAUGACGGGCUUCAAGGGGAAGUUAGCGGUGGCGGGAAAUAGUUACACCGGGGUCGGCUUGAACGACUGUGUGAGGGCUGCGAGGGACGUGGUAACUGGCAUGAAGAGGGGGAAUGUUAUUACGGGAUUAGAGGAUUUUGGCCGGAAUGAUAUUUAUGUGCCGGUGUCGGCGCUGUCCCCGGAAGAACUUGCUGAGUGA